GAGAGUCGGGGAUCUACAAACCUUUUCCAUGAGCUUCUUCCCUGCAGACAUUUAGACGUGCAACAGCAGCAAAGCCUCUCAGGUGACAGGUGUACAUACUCACUGUGAUGAUGGCUGCAAUCCACUUACAUGUCUCUAAAUGAAUGUGUCCACCAGUUUCCACAGUCAAAGGUCAAACGGGGAUCUUUGCGUUUUAGACAGAUCAUAUAAAACAUGAUCUCUUUACCAUAUAAUUUGUUAAUAAUUGGCAUAUAUGCAGUUUUGAUUUAGUGCAUGACUCCAAGACUCUACGACUUUAUUUCUCAUGUCAACAAUUCCACACAGCAGUCUAUGGCAAUUCAAUCUUUGGGUCACAGGCUCCCUCUCACCAUGCUCAAAAAUAUUUAGAUAGAAAACCACACAAGCAUAAAAUAUAGAAUAUGAAAACUAUAAUAUAAAAUAUAAAUAUUUGUGUUAUCAACCUGCUUUCUUCUAUAUCAUGUAAAACGCUACAGGACUCCAUGCACCUUGAACCCCAUCUUAAAAACUCCUCAAUCCUGCAUCAGCACUUUACAAAUGAAUAACUCCCAAUGAACUUUAUUGUAUUUUAUUGUAUUUACUUAUAUUCUGUAUUUAUUCUGUAGUUUACAUCCACAGACGUAUGUGAUCUUUCUAUGGUGAAGGGUUGUAGGGUUGAAGUGUUUUGUUAUGUUCUGCUGUGUUUGUUUUAUUGAAUCUAUUGAAUCUUAAUUCCAUAACCGAGCCACAGACAUGUACCUGUUUCUCAGUUAAUAAUAAAACUAGAGCAAUAGAUUAAAAUGUCCCACGUGUAACAUCGCAUCUUGAAUUAUAUUAUAAAUGUGUUUCUUUUGAUAGAAACAGGGAAAAAGCAGCAGUUGUGAGUGAAAUGCUCAGAUUUGUAUUUAACAUAUAAUCCUGUAAUUUGCUGGAGGAUCUGUAUCACUACCUUUACACCAUAGAACUAAAAUAUGAUUAUUGAACAAGCUGAAAAUGAAACGCGUCGUGUUAUUCGUAGACUCGUGAGCCACAGACAGAAUCCGAACAGGAAGUGAAGAAAACUUCAGUUUGACCUUCAGAUCUGAAGUUAGUGCGCGUGACCGUGGCAACGCGCCGUCGCCGUGGCUGCGCUCACAACUUCUUCAGAGUCAGGUAAGAAAAGUCACGUGAGUUUAUUUCCUCUUCUUCUUUGGUUUUAUUAACGUGCUUAACGUGUUUAUUUAACCGUAGACUAGUCCCCCGCUGUUUGAACGCUCUCUGUGUCUGCGCAGAUUUCACAACAGGUGGAGAAACUACGUCAAGUUUAACGUCUUUGAUUGUGACGUCACGGGUUAUUAUUCGGUGAUUUCAAAGUUAACUCCCGAGUUCCAAGCUUAAGAAGCAGCGUGUUGUGAUGUGAUGGAGGAUAAAGGACGUGAAGUUUAACGCAGGGAACAAAGAAGUGGAGCCUGAAUGAAAACAAGAUGGAUUUCUGUGUUUUUGUGACGUUUUGUAAGAAUUAAUGUAAAUCAGAGAUGAUCUAUCGAUGACAUUUAACCGGUUUGAUAUCUUAUUCCUAUGGUUUGAUAGUGAAAGGUCUUAAUAUGUCUUCAUUUCUGAGAAGAAUGCAGCUUUUUCCAAUUACGAAAAGCUUCUAUAUCGAAAUAGUCAGCUAAUGUUUUAAUUAGUCAUAGUAUGUAGAUGACUCUAUAUUCAUAUCAUCAUUUUAGAACAUAGGACAGGAUGGAGAGUAUCCCCUGUGCGUUUGAAUGGUCUUCUGCAGUAACCACCAGGAGAUGUUAGCAGAUGUUAACCACCAGCAGAUGUUAGCAGAUGUUAACCACCAGCAGAUGUUCUGGGACAUGUCUUCAGUUGUGCACCUCAGCAUCUGCCUUUUAAUGCGAAGGACAAAAUCUACAGGAAAUAAUUUUUCCCUAAUGCUAUAAAAAAUAUUAAUCAGUAAAAGACAGUCAGCCCUAAUUUUGAUUGUUGUGUUUUAUGUAAGUAUCUUUUGUGUAAACGUUUUAAAUCACAUGACACCCUUUUCCAAGCCUGGCCUACUGUAAAAUACAUGUUGGUCUCUGUAGAGAGGACCUGCUCCAGAUGUUAAUAUAAUGUAUUUAGAUACAAAGGGCCCAUUCUCGGUUAAAGAAAACCACACUUUGUACAGUUUAGAUGAAGCACACUCGUGAAAACAUCACUAGGAUUAUUAUAUAGUCAGUUUCUGCUAAUAGAUCCUCUUCACCUAAAUCGUACACUCUGAACUUCAAAGGCUCGACCUGUUCUUUGAGUUUGGCAUCAUUCCCUCUCAUUUAUUUCUUUCUCUGGUUUAUUUGCGGGAGUCAACACAUACAUCAACGUGCACCUAAUGUUGGAACGGGAUCUCCUUUGAAGAUUCCGUAGGUUUUACAUCAAAGGACAAUGAACCAGUAGAAAAUAGUCUUUGAUCUAUGUUGGUGUGAAGUGACCCAAACUAAACCAAACAACCAAUGCAAAACCAAUUUAAUUAUUUAUUUUUCCUGUUCUAAUGUUGCGUGGCGACACAAAGCAUGGGGCGGGUGACCCUGCUGAUGGUCUUCAGCUGACUGGUGGUCUUCAGCCUACUGAUGGUCCUGAUGGAAAGAUGAGCAUCAUAUGGGUCGGCGCCUCAGAGGGGGGGUCUCUUCAAAUCCCCUUUCAGACCGGUGGUAGAGACAUCACACGUUCAAGAACACCUAAGAAGAAGACCCCCCCUCCGGUAGGGACUCUCCCUCCUCUGUGCACAAAGACCUCCUCUCUCCCACCGGUGUUUGUGAGUCGGCCCCUGUUCAGCCGAUCAGCCCUCCUCCCCAGUCCCCCCUCUGAAAGAGCACCUCCUCAUCACAUCGCCCAGGUCGGACCCAGGAGACCCACAGAGGACACAAAACGGAAAGUGCCUCAGUUGAUGCCGUCCCUGGCUGAUACCUCACAACUGAGACGUCCUGCUGGGUUGUUCUCACUGAGUGUCAAGGAGAAAGAUGAAUUAUCAAAAGUUACAGCUCGUAAGGAGAAGAACCAAAGGGCUGUUAAAGGUGGGAAAGCGACCAAACCUAAUAAACAUCCACUGACGGGACGAGACGUCUUUCAAAUCCUUUCCCAGAAGGUACCCCAGGCAGAAUUGAAGAUUUAUUACCUGAAAGAAGCAGAUGAAGACUCUCACAGACCCUAUGACCUGGAAGUGGUCCAGUUCGAUGAAGCCGGCUCAGAGCAUUACGUCUUCUCCCCCCUGUCUGUGCUGCAUGAGACAGAGACUGGUUACGGUGGAGUGGUCAGUCUGGCUGACUGGAACUUAGAGUCUGUGUUGUGGACGGCUUUGCAGGAAAUCCCAUUUUUCAGGGACUUCCGGCUGCAGAAGGCUUUCACCUGGUGGAAUAUAAAUGUACGCAGGAUCGUUUUUCAGCGCAGGUGUGAGGCCCUGGAGGACCAGCUGCUUGUGGCUGUACCUCAGUUCAGAAGUUCUCUUCAUCUGUUCGCCGGCCUGACUGAAGAUCUGAACCAGACCCACUGGCUGCCCCACGAUGAAUCUCAAACCUACACAUUGAUGGAAUUCAAGAACGUUCUGAUGACCAGGAAUCGAGAGGGUCUGCAGGCUCUGGAGACGUUAUCACAGCAUCGCAAUGCUAUCCUGAACGCGGUGAAGGAGAACUGCUAUAAGUCGCACCAGGAGCUGCAACUACACAUGAAAUACGCCAAAAAGCCAAAUCAAUGCUACGAACCCAUUCACCUCCACCUGGCUCACAAGCAGGAGCUGGAGAAGGAGCUGGCUCGGUCGGAAGCGGCUCUGCAGAAACUGGGGAUCUUUGGUUCCCUCGUGGAUCAGAUGUUUGUUCAGAGUCUCGUCUCAGUCAUCCGUCAAGACGUCCUCUUCUUUCUCAGCAAUUUUCUGAAGAGAAAUAAAUCUCCGCUGGUUAGUCUCUUCUACACUGAGCUGUGUUUCGAUUCGAGCAGUCAGCUGACUGUGGCCCCCCCGCUACGACUGUUCCAAGAAGCAGUGAGUGAAGCACUGCUGACCGUUGGCGACUCCAUCAUUCAGAUGUGUGACACUUGUGGAUUCUUCUUGGAAAUUAGCAGCAGCGUGGAUACAGACGACGACAGUUCGGAUAGUGAUCAGGAUUCAACUUGUGACCUCGGUUGCAUCGAACCUCCUUCUAUCAUAGGGGACAAUCAGAACAGUGGUGGAAGGAGACGUCGUAGAAAGUUCUGCUGCUUGCAUCUGCUCGGAGAUCAGUUAGCUCCCGGUCUGGUGCUGCCAAACCAAGCCCUGUCGAUGGUGCAGGGCAACACGGUGCAUGGCUGCUUCCAGCCGCUCUCCAAGGCCCAGCUGGAGUGGCAGAUUAGGAUCAGUGACCUUUCAGAAGACGUUGAGAGAGAGACGAUGAAGAUCAUGAAGGAAGCUGAAUUAGAAAUCCUGCAGCUGUGUGAGAGCAGCACAUUUUUGGCGGACAGUCAUUCGUUCAUCCGUCAAUGCAGUCGAGCCUUUUUGGAAUCCAUGAAGGGUCAGCCUGCUCCACAGUACGAGGAGCUUAUUCUAAGGAUCCGCAGCUGGACUCAACAAAUCAACCUGGUUCCCUCAUCGAUCUCUACCUCCAACCAAGUGUUCAUAAUCCACUGCGCCCACCUGAAGGAAACUCUGGGGCGCCAGCUGAGGCUCAUUGAGCAGAAGGUGCUCCGGCAGCUGGUUGAGCAGAUAAAGCUGCGGUCAGAGAACCUGGUAUCAGACCUGGAGAAGACCACAGCCGAGCUCAAGACAGAACCAAUACACCUGGAGGACUUCUCCAAAUAUUCUCUCAUGGUGACGGAGUCGUGGAGAAUGCAGUCAGACACACAGAAGCAGUUGAUUUACAUCCACUCGCUCCAGGACACCGUCACCAGGACCCUCAGACAGAUGACUGAGCAGGAGCGCACCUUGGAAGAAAAGAUGCUGGGCCUGUGGGACUGCUUAACGCCCAUCUUGAAGGAGGCAGUGAGGAUUGUGUGGCAGCGUCUUCCCACGGUGGCAAAUGCGUUGGACACGAUGGUCCCAUUCUUGGUCUCUGACCUUAAACGUACGGUCUCUAAAGCUACAAGUGGACCCUGCCUCGACCCAGCACAGAGCGUCAAAGAGACGGCCUCCAAACUGAAGAGCAUGUGGACUCACGUGCACAAUCUAAAGAAAAAGCUGGAGGAACUUAACAGGAUCGGUCAAAACCUACACGAACCGACAUUGGAUCUGACCUCUUUGACCCUGGAUAUUCAGAAGAUCACAGCCUGUAAAGACUUGUGGGAGCUGGUAGCUGCAUAUACAGCAUGGACAGAAGAAUGGAAACAGUUCCAUCUCAGUGAGGUUGUGGUGUCUCAAGGCCAGGAGAAGAUUGCCAAGUGGAAGGAGCAGGCUCUGUCUCUAACAAGCAUCAUUCCUACCCAUGAUGCAGUGCUGCAGGAGACUUUAGGAAAACUGGAAAACCUAAGCCAUCAGCUUUCAGUUGUGGCCCAGCUGCAGAGCCCCACUUUGAAACAUAAACACUGGAGAGAUAUUUCUGAAGGCAUGGGCCGACUCUAUGUCCAGGAGAAGACGGUCACUGUUGCUGACCUCAUCUCUGAAAAGUUUCAAGAUCACCAGGAAGUCAUUAGCAAGAUAUGCAGGGAUGCACAAGCAGAAUGUGACAUGGAAGAAACCUUCAAAAAGCUUCAGCUGGGAUGGAAAGCAAAGCUCUUUCAGCUGGACAGAUUCACCCAUUGUGGUUUGCAGAGUUGUCGGCCACAACAUGGAUUAACAGAAGCAGGGAAUCCCACAGAGGGCAUUGUGUCCAGGCCCCAAACUGCCGGUCGAUGCUCCUGUGAAGAAAUAAGAUUCACCAUUAUUGGUCUUGAAAUUCACUUUGCUGAGAUAGAGAAUGAUUUGUUAACCCUGUCCAUCAUGUUGAAGUCUCCGCACAGUCUUGACUUCAGGCAGCAGCUGGAAGAGUGGAUGCAAUCUCUGCAGGAUCUCGAGAACCUGCUCGAUUUAUUUGAAAGAUUCCAGCAAAUAUGGACCUUCCUGAUGUUGAAUGAAACGUUCUUGAGGGUUCAACGAGUGGAUCUGCUGGAGAAGUUCAAACCGGUUGACGAGAUAUUCAAGGAAAUCAUGCGGGGUACAACAGGAUUCCCUGAGGUGUUGAGAUUCGUACAUUCCACAAAUACAAAUGGGAAGUUUCAUGGUAAAAGCCUUCGCCGGAUACUCGUUGGUGGUUUGUCUACAAUGGAAUCGAUUUCCAACCAGAUGGGGGAUUUCCUGGAUGCCUUCCGUGAGAAGUUUCCAAGACUCUGGUUCUUGAGCAACGUGGAAGUAACACAACUACUCUCCUUUCACCCAGAUCCAUCCAAGCUGCUACCCUAUGUACGCAAAUGUUUUAGAGGGAUCCACUCGCUUGAACUGCAAAGUGAAAUUCCAUGUGAUACAAGAGAUGGAAAGCCUGACAGGGUUUCAUCUGGAAGCCACAGACAGAUGAAGGUGCUGGGGGUUUUCUCCAGCCUCCAGGAGCACAUCAGCUUCCUGUCUCCUUUAGAAUCAAACCCUAAUGCCUUGGACUGGUUUUGUCAACUUGAGAAACAAUUAGAAUUGACCAUGAUGCAGCUUGUAAAACAAUGUAAUGUUGCUCAAUACCAGCUUCAACAAUCCUGUACAUAUCUGGCAUGUGACGAGAAAAGCUUGCUUCAAUUUGAGCAAGGCAGACAAAAUAUUCAAUGUGUGCUGGAUCUGCUUAUUGCGUUCCCUCUCCAGUGUAUGCUUGUGGCUGAGGAGGCAGUGUGGUCCAGUUUUGUUCUCAAAGCUCUCCGAGAAUCAAGCCCGGUGAAGCUGAGACACAUAAAGGCCCACAACUCGGCAAAACUGAAAAGCCUUUGUCGUUUUAUAAGAGACAGGGGCACAGGGGCAGAACGAGAAUCUCUGGUUUCUAGAUACAUGAUGGUGUGUCUGGGCUCUUUAGUGCAUCUUACAAUGAACCAUGCACAGCAGCUGGCUCAACUCAUGGAGGUGCGCUGUGAUCCGGAGUCAUCUUACGAGUGGCUUACCGCGAUGAAGUAUCAUAUAAACUCAGAAGAUCAGAGUUUGAAAUGCGCUGAUGACCCUGUGUGUUACAUUGAUGUUUUGGGCCAUCGCCUCCAAUAUGGCUAUGAGUACUUUGGUCCAGAAGACUUGGUGAUGGUGCAAACUCCUUCUACAGAUCGGGCAAUACUGGGGAUUCUCCUUGCUCUGACAAGCUACAGAUGUGGGUUUGUCAGCGGACCCUGCAUGUCUGGAAAGAAAAAUACCGUGCUCCAGUUAGGAAAAGCACUGGGGCGGCAGGUUGUCACUGUGCAGUGUUAUCCAAGCAUGAGACUUGAUGUUGUCCAGCAGAUGCUGUUCGGUGCCCUCCAGACUGGAGCAUGGCUUCUGUUUGAUUCUGUGGACUUACUAGCACAAGGGGUCCUAUCGUCACUGGGACAGCAUCUAUUAGACAUUCACCAGUCUUUCAAUGGGUUUACAGAAAAUGGGAAUCAAAGAGUACAUAAUGAGCGAAAGGACCAGACUGACGAUGAGGUGGUAGGAUGUACAAAAACUGAUCCGGAAUGUCGGAUGAUACUCGCAGGGAAAGACAUCUCUGCAAACCUCAACUAUGGAUGUGUUGUCAUCUCUUCAACGCGGUACACAUUUGAGCUUCCGGAGAGUCUGCGAUUUGCAAUGAGACCAGUGGCGUUGACCCAUCCCAGUUACAGGAUCAUUGCAGAAGUUACGCUGACUUCCAUUGGCUUCUCAGAUGCCAUGCCCUUGAGUCAGCGUCUGGUGUCUCUCAUCAAUCUGGCUCAGGAUUGUCGCUGUCUGCCUGAUUUCAUCACCGACAACCAUAGCUGUUUUCUUGUUGUCCUGCAAAAGAUCAUCUCUGCGUCUGAGAUACAUUUAAAUCAAAGUGUAAGACAACAACAAAUGUCAGAUGAAGCUAGAAGAGCAGCUGCAGAAAACACUGACCCAGUGUCUCCUGAAGAUGUGUCUGACAGAGAUCCUGAUCCAACGUUGCAAAGUUCUCGUUUGUUAAUCAUACAGAGCUUGAUGGAAGAAAGAGCCCUUGUAGAAGGCAUUAUUUCGGUCUUACUACCUGUUCUUUACGACCACAAAAAAGUCUUGGGGUUCUGCACCAUUUUCAAGGAUGCUUUCCCCAUCGCAUUGGAAUUUCCUCUUUUCCAACAAUAUUUUGAAGAAGAAAAAAACAUUCAACUUAAAUUAGCAAUUACAGAAGAAUUGCAAUGGAAGCAGCUGCAUCCUGACAAAGAGACCAUCUGCAACGCUCUCACACUCUACCAGACUAUGGAAUCGUCUCAGGCAGUUCUGCUCAUAGGCCCGUCAGGCAGUGGAAAAACCACCUGUCACUCUGCUCUGGCUGGAGCAAUCGAUAGUCUGGCUGCCAAGGCAAUGGAGAAUGUGUUUGAAAAUGACAGUUUGACAAGAGGAGACUCCCCACAGGCAGAACCACAGAUCUGGAACUCAGUUGAUACUGUGGUUUUAUUUCCUAAUGCCAUGUCCCAUGAGGAGCUAUUUGGCAGAUUCUAUGAAAAGAGAGGAUGGCAAGACGGAGCUAUAGCAAAAGUGGUGAGAGAUUCAGGACGAUGGGAACACACACGCUCUAAAGUGUUCAACAAUAAGAGGAGACGUGAUCAGACACCAAGGGCCAAAUGGCUGGUAAUGGACGGCGAGCCUGUUGGGCAGCCAGGCUGGUUGGAUUACUUAACCACUCUGUGCAACCCAGAGGACCCGUUCCUCCUCCUCUCAUCAGGGGAGAAACUGGUCUCAACCCAAUCCUCCCUAAAGCUACUAAUGGAGAUCACAGACCUUAGUGAUGCAACCCCCUCUGCAGUUACCCGCUGUAGCUUCAUUCAUUUUACAGGAAGUGAUCUGUGGAAGGCUGUGUGGAAGAAACAAAUGGAUGUUCUCCACUCUGAAUACAAACUGGAUCAAGGAACAUUGAAAAUGUGGAAUCGUCUGGGUGAAGAUCUUUUCUCCAGCACUCUUGGGCAAAUGGUGUUAACCUCUGCAGUUCAGAGUGAAGGACAAUCUUCCAACAGCUCUGCCUAUGGACUACAAGAAAUCACGUCAUUUGGUCGGAUCCUAACCGCCCUCCUACAACAUCUAAGGAUCCAAGUAGAAAAAGCUGAGGCAGCACUUGAAGACAAAGCAGAUUUACCUCUUCAUGGAGCCGGUACAUCAGACAUUGAUGCACAAAGUCAACUCACCAGAAACCUCUUUCUGUUGGCUUAUAUUUGGGGAUUUGGCGGACAUCUGCAUCCUCGUCACUGGCCACAGUUCGACUUGAUAGUUCGCCAGAUGCUGUUUUCCUGCCGGUUCAACAUCCUGGUUCCUGAUGACGAGAAUGUGUUUGAACACUUUUUUAACCUCGACGGUAAAAUGUGCCCCAAGAAAACACUGUUGAUAAACUCCAUCACUCCCAAGUUUGGUAAAUACACCUUUCUACUGAGCCUCAUGUUGGAGGCAAACCAGCCAGUGCUGCUCGCAGGGGAGCCCAGCUCUGGGAAAACCAGCCUGUGUCAAUCUUUGCUGAGUUUUGACAAGCCACACAUCAGCCUGACAGCCAGUCCAUCCCUGAGCUCCAGAGACCUGCGCACUGUACUGAGAAACAUCAGCCGCCCGAAGUACUGUAAAGAUUCUGUGGGAUCUGAGACCAAAAAGCAGAGACUCCUUCUGUUUGUGGACGAUUUGCACGAAGCCCCCUGUGAUGUCUUUGGGAAAACAUCGUCUGCUCUAGAAUCUCUACGACAGAGCAUUUCAAAGGGACAGAUUCUAACCUUAGAUACCUACCACUUCAAGCCAUUGUGUUCUGGACUCAUCGGUUACAUGGCUACCUGUUGUGCCUCUGGAUCGGGCAACUUCCACCGUAAUGGGAUAUCCUCCCGGCUCUCACGCCUGUUCUCCAUCUUUGUCCUCCCAAGCCCCUCUACAGACAUCAUACUGUCUGUCCACUCUCCAAGGCUACAAGCUUGGCUCAAAGGAAUGCCGAUUCAGCAGAGUGGUGAGGACAUGGCAUGUUGUGUCAUCACUGCAACUAAAACUCUAUAUCACGCUGUAUGUGAGCAGUUCCAGCCGAGUGAGCAGAGGCCCUUCUUCAUGUUCUCCCAUCAUGACCUGCAGAAGGUGUUUCAGGGGAUGUACCUGUGGCAGCCAAGCAUCCAAAACACACAGAGAAUGCAGGAUAAGGUCGUUGGUCUACCUGAGUUUCCUCCCGACCUGCCAGAGUCAGAAGCAUCGGUUCUUCAAGUAGCACAUCUCUGGAUGCAUGAGUGCAUGCGUACUUUCAAUGAUAGAUGCUCCGAGGAGGAGAGCAAAACUCUUGUGUCACUUAUAGCAGAGGUUGCAGCAGCAGAGUUUGGCGUUAGAUUGGACACAGCAGGCGCCUGUGAAGAAAUACAUCAGAGUCCAGAUCCAUUAAGUCUGUCAGCAGAGCCAGAACCAGCUGCCCAGUCAGACCUGAAGGAAGACGAUACACUGCCUGAGCCUUUCCUUUUGCCUGAAAACAAUUCUUCAGAAGGUGAAAACCUAACAACUCGUCCUCCGCAGCUCCAGAUCCUUCAGCACAUGGAGGAAACAGUGGUUGGGCUUGUGUAUGGUCCAGAGCUCUCAGAGACCUGGAGUUCAAUGGAUCCACAACACGGUUCUAAAUGGAGCUUGUGUUACAAGGAGCAAGACCUUGAUGCGGUUCUGCAACAGCUGCCGGCUCUCCUUGACCGAAAUCGAGACGACAAAGGACCUGAUGUUGAUAAUAACCACAUUACAUCCAGAUACAUGUUGCACAGACAGAGAGUGAGUCAACUGUUACACAUACUCCGAGCUUUGCUCACACCUAAAGGUCACGGAGUACUGAUUGGCUCAGACAAAGGAACAGGACGUAAAACCGCUGUACGUCUGGCGGCCGACCUGACAGGCUACCCACUGAUGGAGCUACAUGCAGGUAACGAGAGCAAGUUGCACGAAAUCCUCAAAGAGGCUGGGAAUCAGUCGAGAGUGGAGGGAGUUCAUGUCAUCAUACUGGUCCAUGAGGAUAUCAGCCAGUCUGUGAGAGAUGACCUGUUGGCAGCAAUGGAGCGUAGAACCUUCCCAGCGCUCUACACGGAGGAGGAGCUGAGGAACCUGGUUUCCAGUGUGAUGGACGUGACGAGGUCGAGACAAUACCUCAUGGACAGUUGGCUGCUUGAGAAGUACUUAAGCAAAGUCCACAAAAAUGUGCAUGUGUUCCUUAUGAUGUCCUCCACCAGCGAUGGAACCCACGUUACCACUAGACAAAUGAGCAAGUCCCUGAGUCUGAGCUGCUGCGUUGAGUUGUACCAGCCGUGGUGCAUCCAGUCUCUAGCUGGAGUUGCUGCUCAAUUUCUCAAAACCAGUCUCCACAAAAUGGAGCUAGACGGCUCACUGACCGGCCUGUCAGUGGCUAUGGCAGGAGUCCAUCAAUCUGCACGCCGGUAUGCGUCUGUCCUUCUCAAAGCUCAGCCUUUCAACCCCAUGACCUACAUGGAGUUCAUCUCCCACUUCGGUUUCCUCUGCAAACACCUGCUCAAACAGAGGCAGGGACAAGCCAACAGAGUUGCCUUUGUUUUGUCUCAUUUGGAUGUUUUGAACGCAACAACUCUGCGGAACAAACUGCUCUUAGAGACACGGAGGAAAAAGGUUGCUGAGACCCAGCAGCGUGAGACAGAUCUCAUCAAAGCUGUCGAUGAGCAGACAAUCCUGUUUGAGGGAGUUCAGACCAAAUGUGCGGAGGUGAAGACCAAGCAGCUGGACGUGGAGGAACGGUUUAAUGAAGCUCAUAACCAGUUGAUGCCUGUGUUCCUGUCAUGCAAAAACAUUCUGGAUUGCCUGGAUUUCUCCGACCUGGAGGAGGUGCGUCACUACAGAGACCCCCCCGUUGGAGUGGUCAUAGUCAUGGAUGCUAUUUGUCUGCUGUUCAAUCAUCCACCCGGCUGGGAGAGCGCUCGACUGCUUCUUAGACGCCCUAACUUUUUUCAAGAGCUGGAAUUCUUUGACCGGUUCACGCUGACACAAGCACAGCUGUGGCAGCUCCGCCAGAUAAUCACCAGUCCUGAGUUUGUGCCAGAGUCUGUGCGAGAUGUGAGCAAAGCCUGCGAGUCCCUGUGUCGAUGGGUCCAGGCUCUAUAUGGAUACUACUCUCUGCGACACCAGCUGCUGGUCAGACGUCAGCUGGAGGAGCAGGACAGAGAAGUGCGAGCUCAGCUGCACCAGGCCAAGCGGCACAAAGAGGAGGCUCACCAUCAUCUGGCGGAUUUGAAGCGUCAGCUUCAGUUAAUACAAAAGCUCCAAAAAAGGCUUCUCCCCAAGCUGCAUGAAGCUGAGAAGAUGGACAGAGAAUUGACUGCGACUGCUGAGCAGUUAGAGGAACAUGUCCGAGACUGGAGAGCUGCUGCUGAGGAGGCAAAGUUACAAAAACACAACUUAGCGGGAGACGCCCUUGUCCUGGCUGCUGUCGUGGCUUAUUUAGGCCCCUUCCCUCCGGAUGUGCGCACGGAGCUACUAACCAAGUGGAGGAAACUGUGUGAGACAGGAGGCAUCAACCUGAACCCAGAGGACCCUAGAACCUCCCUGUGUCCACAGUCACACCCUGCACCUCCUUCUCCACCUCCGGGUUUUCCCAUCCCUGUUUUUGAGAGGCCGCAGCUUCCUCUGGGUCGAGCGUUAGGUCUGAGCGACCUGCAGAUCCAGAACACUGUAUCUUCCAGACUUGUGGUCCAGCUGCUGCUGUGGGGCUACAGGAAUACCCAGUGUCAGCGCUGGCCUCUACUGGCAGACAUCCAGCAGUAUCAAGAGAGAAGCUCCCAGAGCUGGUUCAUCACAGGUGACGAUAUGGAUCCGGAGACUGAGUGUGGGAUGGUGAUUUGUGCCGAUGACCCAGAGCUGCUGGGGAAACUGGACCAGGCUGCUGAGCAGGGUUUGAGAGUCCUGGUAACUCGAGUGGAAAAUGCAAACCCCAGUUCUCAGCUCCUGGACAGAUUGGCGCCCCCUGCUGGUUGCUGCCCUCCAGGGAUAAAGCAGCAGGCUCAACCCCCCCACCCUGAUUUUCGCCUCUUUCUUAGCACUCAUCUUCCAGUCCGACUGCUCAGCAGUGAGAUCCAUCCAUCCAUCUUGGCUCUGGUCCACGUGGUCGACCUCUCUCUGGGCUCGGAGGAGAUGGAGGAGCUGAUGCUGACGCUGCUGCUGCGAUCUGAGUGUGAAGAGCUGCUGAUUCAACACCGACGGCUGCAGAAUGACAAGCAGCUGCUGCAGGAGAAGCUAGUCAGAGAAGAGGAUGCUCUGAUGAACCACAUCCUGCAGUCCAACGCCUCGAUGCCGCCGGCUCCUGAUUUUCUCCCCAACGCGGCCGUUUUUCAAGAGGCGAUGAAAAACCUGCGAUCUGAGAUCCGGCAGCUGAGCGAGGAGCUGGAGCACCACGAGGCUCUGGUGGCUCCCCCCCGACAGCUGGUGAGGCUGGCCGCCGCCCUCUACCAGGCGCUGCAGGAGGUGACCCGUCUUUCCCCCGCCUACUACUUCUCCCUGCGUGGCUUCAUCGCAGAAGACAUGCAAGAUGUCUUCUUUGAGAAGGACAGGCCGUUAGUGUCGUUUGCCAUCGGUAAAGUGCCAACAGGCAUAAAGCCAGAGAUCACAAACAAGAUGGUUUCCCAGCUGCUGCUCCAGUACAGGCCUCUUCUGUUCAAGAGUCAUUUCUCUGUUCUGAAGCUGCUGGUGUCUGUCGCUCUGCUGCAGCACAACCAGCUCUGCUCUGAGGGCGAGAGGGGGGCCUUCCUCAGGGGCCUUCAAGACAUCGGACAUCCACCCUGUCCCCCGUCGCAGUCCACCCCUCCUCUGCCCAGCUGGACCCCCCCUCAGAUACACCCAGAGCUCCUCAGCCUGGGGAGGGUCCCGGCCUUCACAGGGCUGCUCUCCUCACUCUCCACUCACCCCACACAGUGGCAGGAGUACCUGCGCUCCCCAGCCUCCACUGUGGGGGGCGCUGUCCCCUGUCACUCACACUCCCAUCUGUCCCUGGUUCAGCGGGCCCUCCUCUGGAAGACCUUGAACCCGAACCGCCUGGAGGGACUGGCUGACAUGAUCUGUGCCUCGCAGCUCUGCCUGCCCGUUCAGACUGUGAGGUCUGAGGCCCCCCACACCGGGAACCCAGGGUCUCUCUCACGACUCCUGCUCAGACACGAAGGAGCCAUCACUCUUACCCUGCCGAGUCCAGGAGGAGACAACAGGACGAGUACUCGGCCUCUUCACUUGAUAAACACACUGGCAGACUGUGUAGGAGAAACGGGGGUUAAACCGGAGGUAAAAGUCAUUUCAUUAGGGGCUCUGUGUGACAGAGAAGUCCUCCUCUCAGCGCUGGACAAAGCAGUGGACGACGGCCACUGGUUGGUUUUCAGCGACUGUCAUCUGCUGGAGCGAUGGGAUGAUGAAGUCCUGGCUCGCCUCAGUCAGAUGAUCUCCUCCUUCAAAGAAGAGCCAGGCCUCACUCGCCCGGGCGUCCGCUUGUGGUUUGUAACUCAAGAAUGUGCGUCUCACCACAUACCAGCCACAGUGCGAAUGAGCUGCCUGCCUCUGGUCUGUGACUCCCCCUGGGACCUGAAGGAGGAGCUGAGCCGCUCCCUGCGUCAGGUUGUUUCCAUCACACAGAGUCGAUCCCCGGCGGGAGGGAAGGCCGACCACAUGGAGCUGCUCCUCCGCUGUGCCGUCUUCCACUCCGUCCUGCUGCAGAGACAGACCUGUAAACACCUGGGCCAGGGCAGAAUCUACAGCUGGGACCAGGGCGACCUCCUGGCUCUGGUGGAAGCUCACAACUCCAUCAGACGUCUCUGUCCGGUCCAGACUAAAGCUCUGCAGUACAUCGCAGGCGACCUGGUGCACGGCGGCCAUGCGCUCGACUCUGCAGAUUUGGAGCUGGUGGAAAACACGGCCAAGGCCUGCCUGAGCAGACUGUCCCCCCUGUGGGGCCGAGGACCACACGUCCUCUCAGACAUCAUCAGGAACCCGGGCGAGUUCGCCUCAGAUCUGACAGGAUUGCUGCAGAUCCUGGAGCAGGGUCUUCAGGAUGCAGUGGACAUCAACAACCCGGCCGUGCUGGGCUUCAAGGCAGAUAUGGCAGCCGAGAUGAUCAAGAUCAACAGCCACAACUUGAACCUUCUGCUGCAGGCCUCCCAGAAUCCCCUGGGAGCAGCGAGGAGUUCACGUGGCACCUUCACGGUGUCGACCAGCAGCCACGCCAGAGACAGACUGCUGGCUCUGAAGAGUUCCCUCACAAACAGGAGGGACAGCAGAGUCAGACAGGCUGAGGCUGUGUCCCCCGGCUCCCUGAGUGUCUUCCUCCGGGCGGAGUGGGAGGAGCUUGAUGACACCGUGUCCUCGCUCCUGUCACAGCCUCAGCAGCCGACCUCCGCUUCCCUCGCCGCCCUGUCCCGCCUGGAGAGGAGGGCGGAGCUGCUCAGCGCUUAUGUCGAGCGCACCAACACCUCAGAUCCACCGGGGGCAUACCGACUCGCGGCUUUCAGCAACGCCAGAGGAUUCCUGGUGGCACUUAAGAGGAAGGCGGCUCGAGUAAAUCUCAGAUAUAUCAGUGAUGUAAAACUGCAUUUUCAGGUUCUGAGUGACGGCAGGUUCCCGGACCCCCCCCCUGUGGAUGCUGUGUAUCUAUGUGGCCUGGAGCUCAGAGGGGCGUCGUGGGACCCCCAGCUGGGAGCCCUGCAGGGAACAGACUCCCCACGGCCAUGCUCCCUGCCCCUUGUUUGUGUCACGGCUCACGUCGGGAGCACAAAUCACACCCGAGAUAACGUUCGAGUCCCGGAGGCGUCUUCGUCCACCGCCCCUCAGUUACCAGUCCACCGCUGCCCCCUCUAUCUGGAUGAAGGGCGAGAGCCGGGAGACUCGGGGCUGGCGGACGCUCACAUUAUAACUGAGAUUCCCCUUCACGCCAGUUUAAAUCCUGUGUUGUGUAGUUUGAGAAGAGUGAGGAUAGUGAGUCUGCUGUGAAGUGUUAAUAAAAUAGUUACACAUCCCAUGGAACCUGCACACAAAUGAAAAGACUCUUGAUUUGCUAAAAGAUGCCUCAAAGAAUGUCUGAUUCUUCAAGUUCCUUUGCAGUGACUGUGUAAUGUCUGUUUGUACAUUUGUCUUGUUGUACCAAUUUGUAAAACUUGAGAUUUUUCAAAUAAACUGUUGCACAAACACAUAAAGGCAGUUUCUCACAUUUUGUCUAAAGUAGCAGAGGUUCCCUCAUCUGAAUAAAAUGGACUCAAUCUACUGAAAGGUUUAUAAAAAAUAGAAUUCACCAAAUAACCUCAAAUAACUUUGGUCAAAACUUUUCAAAAAGCUUGUUUCUUCAGGGAGUUUAUCAGAGAUUAAAGAUUCAUUCAACUGUUGAUUGAUGGAUUUAGAUGUUGAGGUUCAUGGUUUAUAGAGGUGAUAAACAAACAGUUGUGUAAUUGUUGUGGUUUAAUGUGAUGUCAAUAGCAGGAGUGUGCGUUCACCAUGUAGUUGUUGACAAUAUUAACAGAAGUUUUCCUUUUUCCUCCCACAGGCAACAUGGACCGACACCACUAUGAGACUUUUGAGAAGUUUGGCAACAACACUGUUCUGCUGCACCUCGACAACGGCCGAGCGCAAGUUUUCCUCUCAUUGUUCUCAUGAUCCGAGUUCACGGUAACACACUUAGUUUGUAUGCCUCAGUGCUGGACACAGUGGCUGGAGACACAUCUUUGGGUUAUGAAGGAAUUUCUUCACAACAACAAUAAGACUCAGGAAUUGACUGAUUUUAUUUUGGUGGUCAAACAUCAGAGUGGCCUCACAAAACAAGUUUUCUCAAAUCUGUCUGUGAGGAACUCCUUUAAGUUUGGUCCAGUUUUCACUUGGACUCAAAGAUGAACUGAUUCGAUUUCAGUGUCCAAAGGUCAAAGGUCACAGUGUGGACUGCACUGGUUGGCAGAGGCAAACGACCACAGGGCUGUAAUUCAAUUCCUUUAUUUCCUUUGCUUGUAUAUGUCUGCGAU
Pleuronectes platessa (European plaice) is the source of this 17022-nucleotide messenger RNA. Its product is annotated as dynein heavy chain domain-containing protein 1. Gene Ontology annotation, molecular function: ATP hydrolysis activity; minus-end-directed microtubule motor activity; dynein light intermediate chain binding. The record is from RefSeq and is a predicted model, not a curated record. Bases 2504 to 16006 code for a protein of 4500 amino acids. The transcript has 43 exons. Gene Ontology annotation, cellular component: dynein complex. Gene Ontology annotation, biological process: microtubule-based movement. NCBI's taxonomy places the organism in Eukaryota, Metazoa, Chordata, Actinopteri, Pleuronectiformes, Pleuronectidae.